Molecule: messenger RNA, 1813 nt
Organism: Anarrhichthys ocellatus (wolf-eel)
Lineage: Eukaryota; Metazoa; Chordata; Actinopteri; Perciformes; Anarhichadidae
Gene: s100b
Product: S100 calcium binding protein, beta (neural)
Exons: 3
Coding region: 84-368 (94 amino acids)
Biological process (GO): positive regulation of cell population proliferation; positive regulation of canonical NF-kappaB signal transduction
Cellular component (GO): cytoplasm; nucleus
Molecular function (GO): S100 protein binding; calcium-dependent protein binding; calcium ion binding
Source: RefSeq, a predicted model, not a curated record
UGCACUAUAAAGUCCGCUGUGCAUCCUCAUCCUCCAUCAGCUUCUGCCUGAACUCCCUCUGAGGUGAAAGGAAGAAGAAGAAGAUGACCGACCUGGAGACCUCGAUGGCGACCAUCAUCGCCGUGUUUCAGAAGUAUUCAGAGAGAGAAGGAGACAAACACAAACUGAAGAAGAGCGAGCUGAAGGAUCUGCUUCACGACGAGCUGCCGGAUCUGAUGGAGCAUGUGAAGGACCAGGCCGCCCUCGACAGCCUGAUGGAGAGCCUGGACGCAGACGGCGACGCCGAGUGCGACUUCCAGGAGUUCAUGACAUUCGUGUCUUUGGUUACCGUCUGUUGCCACGACUUCUUCGAGCACGAGGACGAGUGAAGGAGGAGGCCAGACAAAAGAGGGGAGCUACAGUAAAUUAUAAAGAAGAAGAAGAAGCCUAGCAACAAGCAGCCCAAACAGUACUUUGGCUGGUGGCUGGCAAACAGGCCAGACUAGUAGUUCAAAUGUUCUUUUCUAUCCGAGUCUAAAUGUCUAGAUGCUACUAAAGUCUUCACAACGGCUUUGGGAUUUAUUUGUUGUGUGGCUCCGAAGUUUGGUACAAAACUAGCCUUGAUUUCUAAUCACUUUAACAACAUUGUUUGUGCUGCAAAUGUUUUUGUACUUUUUAAAUUCAGCAGGACACAUUCUAUGAAUCAAACUGAAACAUUUGAAAAGUGUUCGCUAGAUUUUGGGUGUGGUCACCAAUCAAUAAGGUUCUUCUGUUGAAAAGGGCCAGUAAAGCUGGAAAGAUGACAACUGGAAAAUUAGGAUUAUUAUCGAGGGAAACAUAUUUUCUCCUGGAUUACGGUCACGUUUUUAAACGUUAACGUUGUAAAAUUGAAACAAAACUAUUUGGUUUUGUUCUUAAAACAAAUCAAGAUUUGGCUUUAUAUAAGUGUGAUUGUUGCUUUAUUUGAGUUAAACAUUUAUUUAAAUAAGUCAACUAUUCACUUUUUGUUUCAAAAGGUGCCACGAGAAUUGAUCCAUCCAUCCACGCCGAUCUUCUCUCGACGCAGAAUAUUAUUAACGUAUUUGUGAUACGUCAAAAAACUAACGUAAUCAACGAGAAAAUACGUUUCGUAACGUAAUUUUUAGGAGACCAGGCCAAAUAAGCAUUUAGAGAUGGCGGCCGUUAUAUUUCAGAUGUGGCCAGUAGAUUCAUCCGAUCGUCCUUCUCCUUUAAAGGUCAGUAACUUAAGGAAUCACCUUCAUCAGCUUCAGUUGGAGAGUCAAACUACUGAGAGAAGCUGCGUUUAAAAAACUUUCAUGACUAUCAAACAACGUGUCGUUGGCUAGUAGAAGUUUAAAAAUGGCUCGUGAGUUUUAUCUAAUCGAGAAGUCACUUUUCAGAGAAGAUAAAAGCACCUAGUUGACUAUCAAACACUGUAAGUGACGUGUAACUUAGUCUUCAAGUUAAAAACCUGUAACGGCUACUAAAAUGUUGAAAUGGCUUCUUCACGCUCGCUAGAAAACCAACUAUGAUUUGGAGAUGAAUUGUAAAGUUCUUGUUUAGAAGCUCUUUUUGGAGAUAUUGAAGUAGAAAAGUAAGCAACACUUAUUUGAGUCAUAACACAUUGAAAAUGUCGAGCUGGCUGCUAAAAUAAUCAGAAAGUCUUCAGAUUUAGUGGCCAGCUGUCGGAUUCAAGCCGCUAGAAUAAAGAAUGUAGUUUCACGCUCUUCUCGUCAAGCAAAGAAAACAAACUAAACGUUUAUCAAAAGAGUUGGAACAGAGUUCUUCUGAUGUGACUUUUGAAAUGAAGAUGAAUUAAAUUAUCAACGUGUGA